Molecule: messenger RNA, 12978 nt
Organism: Xenopus tropicalis (tropical clawed frog)
Lineage: Eukaryota; Metazoa; Chordata; Amphibia; Anura; Pipidae
Gene: trrap
Product: transformation/transcription domain-associated protein
Exons: 71
Coding region: 325-11841 (3838 amino acids)
Biological process (GO): startle response; neuromast hair cell development
Molecular function (GO): kinase activity; transferase activity
Source: RefSeq, a predicted model, not a curated record
GCGCUCUAAAAAAUAGUCCACAACAAUUGUCCUUAUUUUCACGAAUUCAUCGAGCCUCUUUAAUGAGAUAGGACAUUUAAUCGUCAAAGCGGAUGCAGUCUUAAUUUAUGGCUGGAUUUUUUGUCUGUACCGAUGGCGAUUUUCCCAGAUGCUGUAAAGCAGGCUUCUCGGCGCAAGGGCUGAUGGGAUUGGGAGCGGGCCCACUGCAGAGCGGGAGGUGGCGGAUGCGGUGAGUUGUGGAUGCUGCCGGUAUAGAAUGGUUUGCCGGGUGAGAUGACAGCUCAGUUCUCUUAGUGACUAUAACUAAAAACUUCCAAAAAAAAAAUGGCCUUCGUACCUCCGGCCGGACCCACUGUGGUCGACCAGACUACACUUAUGAAGAAGUACCUGCAGUUUGUGGCUGCACUCACUGAUGUCAACACCCCUGAUGAAACAAAGUUGAAAAUGAUGCAAGAGGUCAGCGAGAACUUUGAGAAUGUCACCACCUCGCCCCAGUAUUCCACUUUCCUGGAGCACAUCAUUCCACGCUUCCUUACUUUUCUACAAGAUGGGGAAGUUCAGUUCCUGCAGGAGAAACCCGCUCAGCAACUACGGAAACUGGUCCUAGAAAUCAUCCACAGAAUCCCCACCAAUGAACACCUUCGGCCGCACACAAAAAACGUCCUUUCUGUAAUGUUCCGCUUCCUUGAGACCGAGAAUGAAGAGAAUGUACUCAUCUGCCUGAGGAUCAUUAUUGAGCUGCACAAACAAUUCAGGCCGCCCAUCACUCAAGAGAUUCAUCAUUUUCUGGACUUCGUCAGGCAGAUUUAUAAGGAUCUUUCCAAAGUUGUGAACCGCUACUUUGAGAAUCCUCCUGUAAUUGCUGAUAACACAGUUCCUGCUCCGGAAAUGGUUGGCAUGAUUUCUACCAUAGUGGUGAAAGUGAAUCCAGAACGGGACGACAGUGAAACCAGAACUCACACUAUCAUCCCCAAGGGUUCCCUUUCCCUGAAGGUGCUGGCUGAGCUGCCCAUCAUAGUUGUUCUCAUGUAUCAGCUGUACAAGUUAAAUAUUCAUAACGUAGUUUCAGAAUUUGUCCCACUGAUAAUGAGUACUAUCGUCACCCAAGUUUCUCCCAAUGCCAGGCAGCAUAAACUGUACAAUAAGGAGCUCUAUGCUGACUUCAUUGCUGCUCAGAUCAAAACAUUGUCAUUUUUGGCUUAUAUCAUAAGGAUUUACCAGGACAUUGUUGCUAAACAUUCCCAACAAAUGGUGAAGGGCAUGUUACAGCUUCUGACCAACUGCCCACCGGAGACGGCCCACUUGCGCAAGGAGCUCCUGAUUGCCGCUAAGCACAUUCUCAGCACAGAUCUAAGAAGCCAAUUCAUCCCAUCUAUGGAUAAGCUAUUUGAUGAGUCCAUUUUGAUUGGUUCUGGAUAUACUGCCCGGGAGACCCUAAGGCCUCUGGCUUACAGCACGUUAGCAGACCUUGUGCAUCAUGUCCGCCAGCAUCUUCCCUUGAAUGACUUGUCCCUCGCUGUCCAGCUUUUUGCCAAAAACAUUGAUGACGAGUCAAUACCCAGCAGCAUCCAGACCAUGUCCUGCAAACUCUUGCUUAACCUGGUAGACUGCAUCCGCUCCAAAAGUGAACAGGAGAAUGGGAAUGGGCGGGAUAUUCUGAUGAGAAUGCUGGAGGUAUUUGUACUGAAGUUUCACACCAUUGCCCGGUAUCAGCUGUCGGCUAUUUUCAAGAAGUGCAAGCCCCAGUCUGAGCUUUGUGCCUCAGAUGCGAUUUUACCCACUGUACCAACUCCUGCACCCACCACCCCAGCCAAUGCGGCUCCCACCACCCCAGCAACUCCGCUCACACAGGUUUCACUCAUGGUGUUUGAUAAACAGGGGGAGAAAGACAAAGAAGACAAGCAAACCUUUCAAGUCACAGACUGUCGCAGUUUAGUGAAGACGCUGGUGUGUGGCGUAAAGACCAUCACAUGGGGCAUUACAUCGUGUAAAGCCCCUGGAGAGGCUCAGUUUGUGCCCAACAAGCAACUACAACCCAAAGAGACGCAGAUUUAUAUCAAGCUGGUGAAGUAUGCAAUGCAAGCUUUGGAUAUUUAUCAGGUUCAGAUUGCUGGGAAUGGGCAAACCUAUAUCCGAGUAGCCAACUGCCAAACUGUGCGCAUGAAAGAAGAGAAGGAGGUGCUGGAACAUUUUGCUGGGGUUUUUACUAUGAUGAAUCCCUUGACUUUCAAAGAAAUCUUUCAGACUACUGUCCCGUAUAUGGUGGAGAGAAUAUCCAAAAAUUAUGCACUACAGAUUGUCGCCAACUCAUUCCUGGCGAACCCCCAGACGUCUGCUCUCUUUGCUACAAUCCUGGUGGAGUAUUUGCUGGAACGGCUUCCAGAGAUGGGUUCCAAUGUCGAGCUGUCAAACUUGUACCUCAAGCUGUUCAAGCUGGUGUUUGGCUCUGUCUCACUCUUUGCUGCCGAUAAUGAGCAAAUGCUAAAGCCUCAUUUGCACAAAAUUGUGAACAGCUCCAUGGAACUUGCACAGACUGCCAAAGAGCCCUACAACUAUUUCCUGCUGCUGCGUGCACUCUUCAGGUCCAUUGGUGGGGGCAGCCAUGACCUUCUGUAUCAAGAGUUCCUGCCGUUGCUCCCAAAUCUUCUGCAAGGGUUGAACAUGCUACAGAGUGGCUUGCACAAGCAGCACAUGAAAGAUCUCUUUGUGGAACUGUGCCUCACCGUGCCUGUACGAUUAAGUUCCUUAUUACCUUACCUGCCUAUGCUGAUGGAUCCCUUAGUAUCUGCUCUGAAUGGCUCCCAGACGUUAGUCAGCCAGGGACUCAGGACCUUGGAGCUGUGUGUGGACAAUCUGCAGCCUGACUUCCUCUACGAUCAUAUUCAGCCUGUCCGUGCUGAACUUAUGCAGGCUUUGUGGCGAACGCUUCGCAAUCCAGCAGACAGUAUCUCCCACGUGGCCUACAGAGUCCUGGGGAAAUUUGGAGGCAGUAACCGGAAGAUGCUGAAAGAAUCCCAAAAGCUUCAGUAUAUAGUUACUGAAAUCCAAGGGCCCAGUAUCACAGUGGAGUUUGCGGAUUGCAAAGCCUCUAUCCAGCUCCCAAUGGAAAAGGCUAUUGAGACGGCCUUGGAUUGCCUAAAAAGCGCAAACACUGAGCCCUAUUACCGAAGGCAGGCCUGGGAAGUGAUCAAAUGUUUCCUGGUGGCAAUGAUGAACUUAGAUGACAAUAAACACGCCUUGUACCAACUGCUGGCACAUCCCAAUUUCACAGAGAAGUCAAUCCCAAGUGUCAUUAUUUCACAUCGAUACAAAGCUCAGGAUACCCCAGCUCGGAAAACUUUUGAGCAAGCGUUAACUGGAGCCUUCAUGUCUGCUGUGAUCAAGGACCUGCGCCCAAGUGCUCUCCCUUUUGUUGCCAGUUUGAUUAGACAUUACACCAUGGUAGCUGUUGCGCAGCAGUGCGGCCCUUUCCUUCUGCAGUGCUACCAGGUCGGAAACCAGCCAAGUACAGCCAUGUUUCAUAGUGAAGAAAAUGGCUCCAAGGGAAUGGACCCGCUGGUGCUCAUUGACGCCAUAGCAAUAUGCAUGGCUUAUGAGGAGAAGGAACUGUGCAAGAUAGGAGAAGUGGCUUUGGCCGUGAUAUUUGAUGUCGCCAGUAUCAUUCUAGGAUCAAAGGAAAGGGCCUGCCAGCUACCUCUGUUCUCCUACAUUGUGGAACGACUUUGUGCAUGCUGCUACGAGCAGGCUUGGUAUGCAAAGCUAGGUGGCGUGGUUUCUAUUAAGUUCCUAAUGGAACGCCUUCCCCUCAUUUGGGUUCUUCAGAAUCAGCAAACUUUUCUCAAGGCCUUGCUUUUCGUCAUGAUGGACUUGACUGGUGAGGUUUCUAAUGGAGCAGUGGCAAUGGCCAAGACGACCCUGGAGCAACUUUUGAUCCGCUGUGCAACCCCACUUAAGGAUGAGGAGAAAACUGAGGAGAUAGAGAAUGCCCACAAGAAAUCCUUCCACCUCGUAACGCAUGAUUUGGUUCGGGAAGUGACUUCUCCAAACCCCACUGUGAGAAAGCAAGCUAUGCACUCACUGCAAGUCCUGGCACAGGUGACUGGAAAAGGUGUCACCAUGAUCAUGGAGCCUCAUAAAGAGGUCUUGCAGGACAUGGUUCCGCCAAAGAAGCAUUUGCUCCGUCAUCAGCCAGCAAAUGCCCAGAUUGGUCUCAUGGAAGGUAACACCUUCUGCACAACGCUUCAGCCCAGACUGUUCACGAUGGACCUCAAUGUUGUUGAACACAAAGUCUUCUAUUCAGAGCUCUUAAACCUGUGCGAGGCAGAAGAUGCCACACUCAUGAAGCUCCCUUGUUACAAAAGCCUUUCUUCUUUGGUACCGCUGAGGAUCGCAGCUCUGAAUGCCCUAGCAGCUUGCAACUACUUACCGCAGUCCAGAGAGAAAAUCAUUGCUGCCUUAUUUAAAGCGCUCAAUUCAACCAACAAUGAGUUGCAGGAGGCUGGAGAAGCAUGUAUGCGCAAGUUUUUGGAAGGAGCUACCAUAGAGGUUGACCAAAUCCACACCCACAUGCGGCCUCUCUUAAUGAUGCUGGGAGAUUACCGCAGUCUGACUCUGAAUGUUGUGAAUAGGCUGACCUCCGUCACCCGGCUGUUCCCAAACUCCUUCAAUGAUAAAUUCUGCGAUCAGAUGAUGCAACACCUGCGCAAGUGGAUGGAAGUGGUGGUUAUGACACACAAAGGAGGCCAGAGGAGCGAGGGAAAUGAAAUGAAAAUUUGCUCUGCCAUUAUAAAUCUGUUCCAUCUGAUUCCUGCGGCUCCUCAAACGCUGGUGAAGCCAUUGCUGGAAGUCGUUAUGAAAACAGAGCGUGCCAUGUUAAUUGAGGCUGGAAGUCCAUUCAGAGAGCCACUGAUUAAGUUUCUAACACGCCAUCCCUCUCAGACUGUGGAGCUCUUUAUGAUGGAAGCUACCUUGAAUGACCCACAGUGGAGCCGUAUGUUUAUGAGCUUUUUGAAACAUAAGGAUGCCAAACCUUUACGGGAUGUGCUGGCCGCUAACCCAAACCGCUUUAUCACCCUGUUACUGCCUGGUGUGACUCAAACUACUGUGAGACCAGGAUCCCCUAGCACAAGUACCACCACCAUGAGACUCGAUCUGCAGUUCCAGGCUAUCAAGAUUAUCAGCAUUAUAGUUAAGAAUGAUGAAAACUGGUUGGCAAACCAGCACUCACUUGUAAGCCACUUACGCCGUGUGUGGGUGAGUGAAGCGUUCCAAGAGCGCCAUCGCAAGGAAAACAUGGUGGCAACGAACUGGAAAGAACCUAAGCUGUUGGCUUUCUGCCUCCUAAACUACUGCAAGCGCAAUUUUGGGGACAUUGAAUUGCUGUUUCAGUUACUCCGUGCCUUUACUGGCCGCUUCCUCUGUAACAUGACUUUCCUGAAGGAGUACAUGGAGGAGGAGAUCCCCAAGACUUACAGCAUUGCUCAGAAAAGGGCCCUCUUUUUCCGCUUUGUCGAAUUCAGCGAUCCCAACUUUGGAGAUGAGCUUAAAGCCAAGGUCCUGCAGCAUAUUCUGAACCCAGCAUUUUUGUACAGCUUUGAGAAAAAUGAAGGGGAGCAGCUUUUGGGACCCCCAAACCCUGAAGGAGAUAAUCAGGAAAGCAUCACCAGUGUUUUUAUCACCAAGGUGCUUGACCCAGAGAAACAGACAGACAUGCUGGACUCACUUCGAAUUUAUCUCUUGCAAUUUGCCACUCUCCUGGUGGAACACGCACCGCAUCACAUUCAUGACAACAACAAAAACCGCAACAGCAAACUGAGGCGCCUCAUGACAUUUGCCUGGCCAUGUCUCCUGUCCAAAGCCUGUGUAGACCCUGCUUGCAAGUACAGCGGCCACCUGCUACUGGCUCACAUUAUCGCCAAGUUUGCCAUACACAAGAAGAUUGUGUUGCAGGUAUUUCACAGCCUCCUGAAAGCUCACGCUAUGGAAGCACGGGUUAUCGUUCGCCAAGCAAUGGCUAUUCUGACUCCAGCCGUGCCAGCUAGAAUGGAGGAUGGCCACCAAAUGCUGACACAUUGGACCAGGAAAAUAAUUGUUGAGGAAGGCCACACCGUUCCUCAACUGGUGCACAUUCUGCAUUUAAUUGUGCAGCAUUUCAAGGUUUACUAUCCAGUGCGCCACAACCUGGUUCAGCAUAUGGUAAGCGCCAUGCAGCGGCUUGGAUUUACCCCAAGCGUCACUAUUGAGCAGAGGAAAUUGGCAGUUGACCUUGCAGAAGUGGUUAUCAAAUGGGAAUUGCAGCGUAUUAAAGACCAGCCGGAUUCUGACCUGGAUCCAAACGGCAGCGGGGAAGGUGGGAGCUCUGCUACAGGUGGUGUGAAAAGGGGCCUCGCUGUGGAUGCCAGCCAGGAGGUGAAGCGUUUCAGGACAGCCACUGGAGGAAUAAGUACCGUUUUUGGACGCAGCCAGUCACUCCCAGGCCCAGACGCUGCUCUUUCCAAGGCCAUUGAAAAGCAGCACACAGACACAGUGGUCAAUUUCCUGAUUAGGAUAGCAUGUCAGGUGAACGACAAUUCAAACACUGCCGGCUCUCCGGGAGAACUGCUCUCUCGUCGCUGUGUCAACCUUCUGAAGACGGCUCUUCGUCCUGACAUGUGGCCCAAAUCGGAGCUGAAACUGCAAUGGUUUGAUAAGCUUCUCAUGACUGUGGAGCAGCCCAACCAAGCAAACUUUGCUAACAUCUGCACUGGCCUGGAGGUAUUGAGCUUCCUGCUCACCGUGCUUCAGAAUCCUGCCAUCCUCAGCAGCUUCAAACCUCUGCAGAGGGGAAUUUCUGCCUGUAUGACCUGCGGAAACACUAAGGUUCUCCGUGCUGUCCAUACGCUGCUCUCCCGACUCAUGAGCAUCUUCCCUACUGAGCCAAGUACGUCAAGUGUGGCUUCCAAGUAUGAAGAGCUGGAGUGUUUAUAUGCUGCUGUUGGGAAAGUCAUAUAUGAAGGACUCACUAAUUAUGAAAAAGCCACAAAUGCCAACCCGUCACAGCUAUUUGGCACAUUAAUGAUUCUGAAGUCCGCCUGUAGCAACAAUCCCAGCUAUAUAGACAGGUUAAUAUCUGUCUUCAUGCGCUCCCUUCAGAAGAUGGUGAGGGAACAUCUAAACCCCCAGGCUACGCCAGGAACUGCAGAAGCCAAUCCAGCAGGCACCAGUGAGCUGGUAAUGCUCAGCCUAGAUCUAGUGAAGACUCGUCUGGCAGUCAUGAGCAUGGAAAUGAGGAAGAACUUUAUUCAGACCAUUCUGACUUCCCUCAUUGAAAAAUCCCCAGAUGCCAAAAUUCUUAGAGCCGUCGUAAAAAUAGUUGAAGAGUGGCUCAAAAACAACACUCCCAUGGCAGCCAAUCAGACCCCCACACUUCGGGAAAAAUCCAUUCUGCUGGUGAAAAUGAUGACCUACAUAGAGAAACGAUUCCCAGAAGACCUUGAACUAAAUGCUCAGUUUUUGGACCUUGUAAAUUAUGUCUACAGGGAUGAGAACCUUUCUGGAAGUGAACUCACAGCCAAGCUGGAACCAGCCUUCCUCUCUGGCCUGCGCUGUGCCCAGCCGCUUAUACGUGCCAAAUUCAUUGAAGUAUUUGAUACCUCCAUGAAGCGCCGAGUAUAUGAUCGAUUGCUCUAUAUUACUUGCUCGCAGAACUGGGAAGCUAUGGGAAACCAUUUUUGGAUCAAGCAAUGCAUUGAGCUCCUGCUGGCGGUGUGUGAGCGAAACACGACAAUUGGCACAAGCUGUCAGGGAGCCAUGCUUCCAUCUAUCACUAACGUUAUCAACCUGGCUGACAGUCACGAUCGGGCAGCGUUCGCCAUGGUUACCCACGUCAAACAGGAGCCCAGAGAACGGGAGAACAGUGAAUCCAAGGAAGAGGAUGUGGAAAUCGACAUUGAGCUAGCCCCUGGGGAUCAGAGUACAAACCCCAAAACUAAAGAGCUUUCAGAGAAGGAUAUUGGGAACCAGCUGCACAUGCUAACCAACAGGCAUGAUAAGUUCCUGGAUUCCCUUCGAGAAGUCAAGACUGGAGCGUUGCUGAGUGCAUUCGUUCAGCUGUGCCAUAUAUCCACCCCACUUGCAGAGAAGGUUUGGAUCCAGUUGUUCCCCAGACUGUGGAAAAUCCUUUCUGACCGGCAGCAGCACGCAUUAGCUGGGGAAAUCAGUCCAUUUUUAUGUAGCGGCAGUCACCAAGUGCAACGUGAUUGCCAGCCAAGUGCUCUGAACUGCUUUGUGGAAGCCAUGUCUCAGUGUGUUCCGCCCAUUCCCAUACGACCGUGUGUUCUCAAGUACUUGGGGAAGACCCACAACCUCUGGUUUCGCUCAACACUCAUGCUUGAACAUCAGGCUUUUGAGAAGGGACUGAGCCUUCAGAUCAAACCAAAGCAAGCCACAGAGUUCUAUGAGCAAGAGAGCAUAACUCCACCGCAACAGGAAAUCCUGGAUUCCUUGGCUGAAUUAUAUUCUUUGCUGCAAGAGGAGGACAUGUGGGCUGGUUUAUGGCAGAAGCGUUGCAAAUUCCCUGAAACAGCCACAGCCAUUGCUUAUGAGCAGCAUGGGUUCUUUGAGCAGGCUCAAGAAACGUACGAGAAAGCCAUGGAGAAGGCCAAGAAAGAACAUGAAAGGUGUAACGCGUCUCCCGCUGUCUUUCCAGAAUAUCAGUUGUGGGAAGACCACUGGAUUCGAUGUUCAAAAGAGCUGAACCAGUGGGAGGCAUUGACAGACUAUGGUCAGUCAAAAGGUCACAUCAAUCCAUACCUUGUCCUUGAGUGCUCUUGGAGAGUUUCUAAUUGGACGGCUAUGAAGGAAGCUCUGGUGCAGGUGGAGUUGAGCUGCCCAAAGGAAAUGGCCUGGAAAGUGAACAUGUACCGUGGUUAUCUAGCAAUUUGCCAUCCAGAAGAGCAACAGUUAAACUUUAUUGAGCGACUGGUUGAGAUGGCGAGCAGCUUGGCCAUCCGUGAAUGGAGAAGAUUGCCUUAUGUCGUGUCUCAUGUUCACACGCCUUUAUUACAGGCAGCACAGCAAAUCAUUGAACUUCAAGAGGCAGCACAAAUAAAUGCUGGUUUACAGCCAACAAAUUUAGGAAGAAACAACAGCCUUCAUGACAUGAAAACAGUGGUGAAAACAUGGAGAAAUCGGCUCCCAAUUGUGUCUGAUGACCUCUCCCAUUGGAGCAGCAUCUUCAUGUGGAGACAACAUCAUUACCAAGCAAUAGUAAAUGCCUACGACAACAGCACUCAGCACGAUCCAAGUUCAAACAAUGCCAUGUUGGGUGUUCAUGCCUCGGCCUCCGCUAUUAUCCAGUAUGGAAAGAUUGCCCGUAAACAGGGAUUGGUAAAUGUAGCGCUGGACAUUCUGAGCCGUAUCCACACCAUCCCAACCGUGCCAAUUGUAGACUGUUUCCAGAAGAUCCGUCAGCAAGUGAAAUGUUACCUUCAGCUGGCUGUUGUCAUGGGGAAGAAUGAGUGCAUGCAGGGUUUGGAGGUGAUUGAAUCAACCAAUUUAAAGUAUUUCACCAAGGAGAUGACUGCAGAAUUCUAUGCUCUCAAGGGAAUGUUCCUGGCUCAGAUUAACAAAUCUGAUGAUGCAAAUAAAGCUUUUUCAGCAGCCGUACAGAUGCAUGAUGUGUUGGUCAAGGCCUGGGCAAUGUGGGGCGACUAUUUGGAAAACAUCUUUGUUAAAGAGCGUCAGCUGCAUUUGGGCGUCUCUGCCAUCACCUGCUACCUUCAUGCUUGCCGUCAUCAGAAUGAGAGCAAGUCAAGAAAAUAUCUGGCAAAAGUGCUUUGGCUGUUGAGCUUUGAUGAUGACAAGAACACGCUGGCAGAUGCAGUCGAUAAGUACUGUAUUGGCGUCCCUCCUAUCCAGUGGCUGGCAUGGAUCCCACAGCUGCUUACAUGUCUCGUUGGCUCGGAGGGCAAGCUUCUCUUGAACCUAAUCAGCCAGGUUGGCCGAGUGUAUCCACAAGCUGUGUACUUUCCCAUCCGGACUCUCUAUUUAACAUUGAAGAUAGAGCAGCGGGAGCGUUACAAAAGUGACUCUGGACAGCACCAGCCCAGUUCUGUAGGCACUCAGUCACAUUCCGCCUCUGACCCAGGGCCAAUAAGAGCCACGGCACCCAUGUGGAGGUGCAGCCGAAUCAUGCACAUGCAGAGAGAACUGCACCCCACCCUCUUGUCAUCUUUGGAAGGCAUUGUAGACCAGAUGGUUUGGUUCAGAGAAAACUGGCAUGAAGAGGUUCUUAGACAGCUCCAGCAAGGACUGGCCAAAUGCUAUUCUGUGGCGUUUGAGAAGAGUGGAGCAGUGUCAGAUGCCAAAAUAACCCCUCACACCUUGAACUUUGUAAAAAAGCUUGUUAGCACAUUCGGAGUGGGUCUGGAGAACGUGUCCAAUGUCUCUACGAUGUUUUCAAGUGCAGCCUCAGAAUCACUUGCCCGAAGGGCUCAGGCAACAGCCCAAGACCCAGUUUUCCAGAAACUGAAGAGCCAGUUUACAACAGACUUUGAUUUUAGUGUGCCGGGCUCAAUGAAACUCCACAAUCUCAUCUCCAAGCUGAAAAAAUGGAUCAAAAUUCUGGAAGCCAAAACAAAACAGUUGCCGAAGUUUUUUCUCAUUGAAGAAAAAUGUCGUUUCCUGAGCAAUUUCUCAGCUCAGACAGCAGAGGUUGAAAUACCAGGAGAGUUCCUCAUGCCGAAGCCUACACAUUAUUACAUCAAAAUAGCCCGAUUUAUGCCUCGAGUAGAGAUAGUUCAGAAGCACAACACGGCUGCACGAAGACUCUACAUCCGAGGCCAUAAUGGGAAGAUUUAUCCCUACUUGGUAAUGAAUGAUGCUUGCCUGACCGAGUCACGCAGGGAAGAGCGUGUCUUACAGCUGCUUCGCCUUCUCAAUCCUUGUUUGGAGAAAAGAAAAGAGACCACAAAGAGACACCUUUUCUUCACUGUCCCCCGUGUCGUGGCUGUCUCGCCGCAGAUGCGACUGGUUGAAGACAAUCCCUCAUCCCUCUCCUUGGUAGAGAUCUACAAGCAGCGCUGUGCCAAAAAAGGCAUUGAGCAUGACAACCCUAUUUCACGUUACUAUGACAGAUUGGCCACAGUUCAAGCACGAGGGACCCAAGCCAGUCAUCAGGUGCUGCGUGACAUACUAAAGGAAGUCCAGAGCAACAUGGUACCGCGCAGCAUGCUUAAGGAAUGGGCACUGCACACCUUCCCCAAUGCCACCGAUUACUGGACCUUCCGCAAGAUGUUUACAAUCCAGUUGGCUUUAAUCGGCUUUGCGGAAUUUGUCUUUCAUUUGAACAGACUGAAUCCGGAGAUGCUGCAGAUUGCACAGGACACGGGCAAGUUAAAUGUGGCUUACUUCCGAUUUGACAUCAAUGAUGCCACCGGAGACCUGGAUGCCAAUCGGCCUGUGCCGUUCAGGCUCACCCCCAACAUUUCCGAGUUUCUGACAACAAUCGGCGUGUCUGGGCCCCUGACUGCCUCCAUGAUUGCUGUAGCUCGCUGUUUCGCUCAGCCUAAUUUCAAGGUUGAUGGUAUAUUGAAGACAGUGUUGCGGGAUGAAAUAAUUGCGUGGCACAAGAAGACACAAGAGGACACAUCGUCCCCACUCUCUCCAGCCGGCCAGCCUGAGAACAUGGACAGCCAGCAGUUAGUGUCACUGGUUCAGAAAGCUGUCACGGCCAUAGUGACACGACUGCACAAUCUUGCCCAGUUUGAUGGAGGAGAGAGCAAAGUCAACACCCUCGUCGCUGCAGCCAACAGCCUGGAUAAUUUGUGUCGAAUGGACCCUGCGUGGCAUCCUUGGCUAUAACAGAGCCUUAUGUGCUCCUCACAUCCCUGCCAGGGCAUCAGAUGACUAUUAAUGUAACCACUGGCACUGAAAACAAUGGUGGGUUUUCAAAACUGUCAUGAAUUUGCUGUUACCGACGGGCUUAAGAAUUUCCCAUGUUUCACAGUGACCAAUCACCUGUUACUGGAUGAAUUUAGUGCCACACUAAUGGUUUAAACCAUAACCUAUUAUGUGGGUAUUUGGUUGUGGUUGGUUAUCCGGUACAGUAGGGUUAACACCACGUUCUAAACUCUUACGGAGCAUUUUAUUAUUUAAGGAGACCUUAAGAUGGGGCUCAAUUGUUCUUCUGGCCUCUGAAGAAGGAUGUUUACAGACUAUGUCUUUUCUCUUUGUCAUUACGUGGAACGCUUUUUACAAAAAAAGAAGAAAAUAUUGAUUCCCUUCAAGUUCAAACACAUUUCAGAGGGUUUAAAAUGGCGUAUACUGUGAAAGCAGAACACAAAGGGACGUUGUACAGGCACAUAAUGAUUUUUCCUUCCCUUUGCUAUUGUGCUCUCAAAUUAUAUAAAGUAGGAAAUCGUAAACAGAUGUCACAUUUUUAUACUUUUUAACAAUGAUUUGUCCAGAAUCUUCUCCCCCACCCCCUUCUGUUUUAUUCCACAUGACUUUGAUAUAUUCCGAUACAAGAAUAGACUGGUAAAUGCUGCAUUCAAUGCUAUUUUUCCUCUGAAUGGUUCUUUUAAGUGAGGUUUAGCUGUACAAAAUAAUAUAACUUGUAUAGAUUUUUCUGUUUGUUAUAUAAAAUACUGGAACAAAGCUGAGCUUGCCAAACUGUGAGCCUUCUCUAAAGGGAAAAAAGGGGGCGUUUGUCUGGUUACUGUCUGUGUGCAGACUUCCCCGCAUUUCCUACAGACCAGGCAUACUGCAGGCACAUCUGCUAAACUUGUACAUUCAUUUUAUUUUUUUCUGCUUUAUUUGUGAUUUCAACUUUUUCGCAUUUUCAGAUUUGAACAUUUUUGUCCGCAUUUGUAAUUAAGAGGGGAAAAAAUGGCCGCGCGCAAAGCCAUUUUUUUUAAAAAAAAAGAAAUCUGCAGUAUUAAGAGAAAAGGAUAUUUGUACAUCUGUUUGCAAAAUAAAUAUUUUGGAGAAAUGCCUCGA